UCUCACUGUGGCAGUUUGACGUAGUGCAGCAGCAGCAGCAGGAGGAGCAGUGCAUGAAGGACUGGUUGGUGAGAAACACAGCAGGAUGCAGAGAGCAGUGAUUCUGGUUUCUGUGCUGGUCCUGGGAUCAGCCUGGACCCUCCAGGGGGCCCAUGUGCUCCCAGAAUCUCUUACCCUCACACAGGAGAACUUUGAUCUGAGCCGGUUCAUGGGGCAGUGGUAUGAGCUGGCAGUGGUUUCUACCUGUCCUCACUACAUGAAGCGCAAGAGGGGAAACCCCGUCAUUGUCGCACUGGAGCUACAACAUGUUGCUUCUGAGAGCAACUUCACCAUGACGGCCACUAGUUUCAGGAAUGACUCAUGUAAGCAGACGUCCACAGAUUAUGCUUUGACCAACACUCCAGGACGAUUCUUCCACCAUAUUGCCAGGUUUGGAGCAGAUGUUGAUACAUACGUGGUUCAUACCAACUAUGAUGAGUAUGCAAUGAUGCUUCUGCUGAGCAUUGAGAAACCAUCAGGAAACGAAACCACCACAGCCAAGCUUUAUAGUCGAACAAUGGAUGUGACUCCUGCGGUGAUGGACAACUACAAAACAUUGGUGAGACAACUUGGAAUGAGUGAUGGCGCUAUCAUCAUGAAUCAGAACAGAGGCGAGUGUGUUCCAGGUGAUCUGGAGACAGAGCCAACUACUCAGCCUCAGAUUUCUGUUACCAAGAGGUUGAAGAGAAAGGUGGUGCCAGCUGUGAACUCCGGUAAUAUUUAACCACAUGGAUAAAUGAUUCGUUAUUUAAUGGUCACGUCACUAUAAACUCUAGUGUUUACUGUUUGUAUCAAAUUUUCUUCAGAAUUUUACGGUCACUCAGUCUCCCGCAGAUCACAUACGGUAGCCCAUGGGAGCAGUAAUGUACACCUGUAAACUAAUACUUAAAAAUACUACAGGGUCCUUUUUGUCCCCGUAUAUUAGCGGUGAGGAUAAGGAGAGGUUAAUAUAUAUUAAUAAAUGUAUGUUUACUGUAAGACUGCACAAGGUGAGAGGUCAUGUGGACAAACUGAAGAGGAGGGUCAUCACACAAACACUCACAAGACAAUCACGUUGUCACAUCUUCAAUGGAAAAAACAACUGUUAUUGUCACUGGUACUGGUUUCCUACAAAUGCAGUGCAAAUUGUAUGAAUAUGUUUCCAUCUCAUUGUUUUAUUGUGAUAUUGCAUUUUUCAUAUAUAUGAAAAGUAUUAAUCCAAAUUAAUUUGUAAUAAAAUGAUUCAGUGUUUA
This is a messenger RNA of Seriola aureovittata, 1271 nucleotides long. Its product is annotated as protein AMBP-like. The coding region runs from base 86 to 763 and encodes 225 amino acids. The transcript is spliced from 7 exons. The record is from RefSeq and is a predicted model, not a curated record. NCBI's taxonomy places the organism in Eukaryota, Metazoa, Chordata, Actinopteri, Carangiformes, Carangidae. Gene Ontology annotation, molecular function: serine-type endopeptidase inhibitor activity. Gene Ontology annotation, cellular component: plasma membrane; cell surface.